Theileria equi strain WA is the source of this 1248-nucleotide messenger RNA. RefSeq lists its product as hypothetical. The coding region runs from base 1 to 1248 and encodes 415 amino acids. Lineage: Eukaryota; Apicomplexa; Aconoidasida; Piroplasmida; Theileriidae. The record is from RefSeq and is a predicted model, not a curated record. The transcript has a single exon.
AUGAGUGAGAAUGUAGUUGUAGACAUUUAUCUCUACCCUGUAAACAGUGGAACAACAGAUGGAUACGAUGAAAUAUAUUAUUCCACGGACGGUGAUGUCAAAAUUGUUAUAGAAACUGAUCCUCAGCUCCCUGGAUACAAGAGGGUUGUCCACACUCCAAAGAGAGGUGGAGCUACAAUCGGUGGUAUUUUGGAGGCAGGAGUAGCUACAAGAGAUUUUGACAACUCUAUUAAAACUUGCCACGCUAUAUCUGUCUACUAUUGGACGGGUGACUUGUCUUAUACAACUCAUCUUAUUGUACAAUUAGACGGAGGCUAUGGAAGAAGAUAUUAUGCCCCUAAUAGGAACGGGAUGAAUUGGAUAGACAAGACUACUGAAAUAGAAAGGAGCCUUAUACGUGCCCUAGAUAUGGAGAACUGCAACUGGAACAGAGCACACGUCUUAGAUGUCUUGGGAAAUAGAUUUCCCCCUUUUAAUUGCUACACUUGUUUUGACAACGUCGACAUUGAUACAGAAGUUUCGGAUGAGAGAAAUGGACAAUACAGAAGAGUCACAUACAGCUUAUCCGAUUUGAGUUACAUUGGUAGAUUUAUGGAGAAUGGCAGCAACAUUAUCGGAAUAGACAUUACAGAAGAAGUAUCUACAGUCUACAUCUACUGGCAUCCUUCUAUGGCGAAAGAUCCACUUCUCAUCCACAUUCCGUCCGAAGAGUACGAGGAUAGGGAGAUUUACGAUAGCGGCGCAUGGUACCAAAGGGUAUCCAGUCACGGUCACAGGUGGGAACAGGUCAAAGACAUAAGACUAGAAAGCAAGGAGAGUGUUUUUAAACUUAUCCAAACGAUAAGUAGAAUGGUAUCAAAUGCAGUAACAAAUGGAAUAAUGCAACCAAAAGUCCAGGCUAAUUUUCCCGAAAGCAAAAGGAGAAUAGGAUGGAAUAUCAAGCCAGGAAACGUCCCACGGCACCUUGACCUUGGGAUUCCUGCAGUUCAAGACCAAAGUAAACGACAAAACCUUCCCGCACAAAAGGUUCAUCCAAAAGCACCUGCACACCCCGAAAAGCGGGGAGGCGAAUAUAAGGAAAAGCUAGGGAGAGAAAAAUCAGUAAAACCUAGCGAGGGAGCCUCUUCAGGCACGAUUGUUGCAGUGAUCGGGAUUAGCAUAAUUGGAGUUGGCUUGUUGGUCUUUUUGAAGGUAAUAAUAGUUCCUAUAACAACACGUUCAAUAAGGAGGCGUUUAUGCCUCUUUUAA